Molecule: messenger RNA, 1557 nt
Organism: Tetranychus urticae (two-spotted spider mite)
Lineage: Eukaryota; Metazoa; Arthropoda; Arachnida; Trombidiformes; Tetranychidae
Product: SPRY domain-containing SOCS box protein 4
Biological process (GO): proteasome-mediated ubiquitin-dependent protein catabolic process
Cellular component (GO): SCF ubiquitin ligase complex
Molecular function (GO): protein binding
Source: RefSeq, a predicted model, not a curated record
UUAUUCCAUUUCUUCAUUAUAAAACAUUUCUUUUGUUUUUUUACAUAUAUUUCUAUCUAAUCAUUAGUCUAAUUUACUUUCUAUAAAAUUUUAUUUUGUAUGACAACUUUACCAUUUACCAAAACCACUUACCUUUGUUCAGUUGACACUUGGAUUAAUUUGAAUGUGACUUAUUGAACCUCCAUUGGACAAUUUACCGGCUAACAACUUAAUUUUCAUCAUUUGCCUUAAAAUAUACUCGUUAUAUUGGAAAUCCGUUGUUUUUGUUGAUGUUUUUUCUCCUCACUACUUAUAACUUGAUAUCAUUGUUUAGACGAGUUGCGAUGAAACAUUGACUUAAUUUAAUCUGAAAGGAGAAAGAUAUUAACCAUUUUUUGUGAAAACAAGUGAAAGAUAAAAAUUUAAUCGAUGAAACGUCCACGAGAUCAAGUUAAUCAAAGUCCUUCAGCUAAGAAAAAAGGCUGGGUGGCUUACCGUCAAAUCCAAAGUAAUCUGAUCUAUUGUGGUUAUCAUUGGUUAAUGGGUCAGAAAACUUCUUCCUUUAAUAAAAGCUGCUCCAAUGGGAGUAACCGUGAUGAUCGGUCAAUUCAUUGUUCUCCAGGAAACUGGUCAACAACUCGUAAACAUUUAACCUCAAAUGGGGGCCCAGGUUACGGAGGUGGACUAUGUGGAACUGGUGAUUGCGGUGAUUCAGGUCGCCCAGGUCGACUUGAUGUUCUUUUAGAUAUGCCUCCUGUUGACAAUGAAGUGAUGUCACAACAUGCCUGGAACCCAGAUGACAGGUCACUCAAUAUUUUCAUAAAAGAUGACGAUAUUUAUACCCUCCACCGACACCCUAUGGCUCAAAGUACCGAUUGUAUAAGAGGCAAAAUGGGUUAUACCCGAGGAAUGCAUCUUUGGGAGAUAACCUGGAAUACAAGGCAACGAGGGACACAUGCUGUGGUUGGUGUAGCCACUUCAGAAGCUCCACUUCAUACCCAAGGUUAUCAGUCACUGGUCGGUUCUAAUACAGAAUCUUGGGGCUGGGACUUGGGCCGUAGUUUGUUGUAUCAUGAUUCCAAAAAUAACACCACCGGACGAACCUAUCCUGCUUACCUUAGACCGGACGAAACUUUUAAUGUUCCAGAUAGUUUUCUAACUGUUCUUGAUAUGGAUGAGGGAACACUUUCAUUUAUCGUUGACAAUCAAUACCUUGGAGUUGCCUUCAGUGGACUUAAAGGGAAAAAAUUAUAUCCCAUUGUUAGUGCCGUUUGGGGACAUUGUGAGAUUACUAUGAAAUACCUUGGAGGACUUGACCCGGAACCGUUACCUCUCAAAGAUAUAUGUCGACGAGUCAUUAGGAAGCAGAUAGGGAAACAGCGUCUUCAUAGACUGCAAACAGAACUAACAUUACCUAAUACUCUUAAAUCCUAUUUAUUGUAUCAAAAAUCAUUAAUACUGUAAAGGAUCCAACCAAGAGCUUUUUAAUAAAAAAAAAUGGACAAUAUUUCUUACAUUAUAAAUCAACAAGUAAAUAGUACAAUUGCAAAUCUCAAAUUAACCUUGACAACAACUAAA